AGCGUCACGUAAUGGGUGCUGAUGGAGGAGGGGGUGGAGGUGGAGGCUGGUCCUGUCUCUCUCUGAGCUCCAGCAGCAGCAGCAGCAGCCCUCGGCAGCUUCCUGCCCCGCUGCUGUCCCCCUGAAACGGCUCGUCUUCAUCACUGAUCAUGCGCCUCGCUCUCCGGCUGUCUGUGGCUCUGCAGCAGGAAGUCAGCGUCGUUUUCCUCCCCCUGCACUUCUUCUCUUCCCCUUCGUCCUGACAGCCCCGUCUCACAGCCCGCACUCUCUCCGGCGGCUCUCGCUUCUCUGGAGCGGAGCGGCUGGCUCUGUGAGGCCGGAGACCCGGCGGCGAACACCGGCAGAGACGGUCAUGGAGGCCGUGGUGGAGGAGAAGGAGCCGUCGCCGAUGGACGAGCCCCUACCUCUGCCCACCCUGAGCCCGGCCGUGCCUCCUUACGUCACCCUGGGCCUGACGGUGGUCUACACCGUCUUCUACUCCCUCCUCUUCAUCUUCAUCUACGUCCAGCUCUGGCUGGUCCUGCGGUACCGACACAAGCGCUUCAGCUACCAGACCGUGUUCCUGUUCCUGUGCCUGCUGUGGUCGGCCCUGCGCACCGUGCUCUUCUCCUUCUACUUCAAGAACUUUGUCACGGCCAACACUCUGGGGCCCUUUCCCUUCUGGCUGCUCUACUGCUUCCCUGUCUGCCUCCAGUUCUUCACACUCAGCCUCAUGAACCUGUACUUUGCACAGGUGGUUUUCAAGGCAAAGUCGAAAUACGCACCAGAGCUUUUACGAUACAGGCUGCCUAUGUACCUGCUCUUCCUGUUCAUCAGCCUGGUGUUUUUAGUCGUGAACUUGGUGUGUGCCCUGCUGGUGAGGAUGUCCUCCGCUGAGGCCCACACCAUAGUGCUGGUGAGGGUCACCAUCAACGACACGCUCUUCGUCCUGUGCGCUGUCUCGCUCUCCCUGUGUCUUUACAAGAUCGCUAAGAUGUCGCUGGCCAACAUUUACCUGGAAUCCAAGGGGACGUCGGUGUGCCAGGUGACGGUUAUCGGCGCCAUCGUCAUCCUCCUGUACUCGUCCAGGGCCUGCUACAACCUGGUCGUCCUGGGACUCUCCAACAAGAGCAUUAACUCCUUUGACUACGACUGGUACAACGUUUCAGACCAGGCAGAUUUACAGUCGACUCUGGGCGACGCCGGCUACAUCGUCUUCGGAGUGAUCUUGUUCGUGUGGGAGCUGCUCCCCACUUCCCUCGUGGUUUUCUUCUUCAGAGUCCGGCAGCCUAACAUAGACAGGAGCGUCUCUGGGCUUCCUGGUCACGUCUUCUCCUCCAGGGCUUACUUCUUCGACAACCCACGCCGUUACGACAGCGACGACGACCUAGCGUGGAGCGUCAUGCCUCAGAACAUCCAAGCCAGCCUGGCUGCUGACAGCUACGAGUGGGGGAGCCAGAGCAGCGGCAUCGGUGCCUACAUCGGAGGAGACGACAGUUACCACCUGCCUCCUCCUCCAGAGGAGCUCAACCAUUACUGACAGGAGCUCACGCUGACUCCUGCUCCUUUCGUUUUUUAUUUGUAUAUUUUUGCACAGUCUCUCUUACUGAUCGAGGCACAUGUGGCUUGAAAGUCGCCCUCAACUUCACACAUUGUUUUUUCUAUUUUGUCUAGAGAAGAACUAACAGACUGUGCCAUUAUAUGAAGGUCCACUGACGGGACGUUAAUUUUGCACACUCCUUGUACAAAGAUCUAAUUUUGACUGCUCUUAAACGUUUUUUCAUUGUAUAGUUUAUAUUGAAUACUGCAUAAUAUAUUUCCUGACCUUUGUAAUAUGUACUGUAUUACUAUUUUAAUGUCUAUGAACAUGUUCUUUUUCGUACAGAUUGUUUAUAUAGAGGAGAUAUUCAUUUAAUUCAUAUUAAAAAUGUUUAAAUGCUGUGAAAAA
This is a messenger RNA of Lates calcarifer (barramundi perch), 1927 nucleotides long. RefSeq names its product G protein-coupled receptor 137Ba (gene gpr137ba). Lineage: Eukaryota; Metazoa; Chordata; Actinopteri; Centropomidae. Gene Ontology annotation, biological process: regulation of autophagy; negative regulation of bone resorption; negative regulation of osteoclast differentiation. The record is from RefSeq and is a predicted model, not a curated record. The coding region runs from base 353 to 1519 and encodes 388 amino acids. Gene Ontology annotation, cellular component: lysosomal membrane. The transcript has 7 exons.